ACAAGGAAUAAGAGGCACUGUACCACAUUAGCACUUCUGCUGCUCUAAGUCAGUGUCAAGCUCUCUAGGUGUCUGUAUGAGUUCUCAUUUGCCAAAUCAGCUCUGAGGGACAUUGUGAUUAAGAGGCUGAACUGAUCUCAUUGACAUUUUAGAUUAGCACUCUCUGCAGGGCUCCCCUGCCCCGUCUCUCUGCAAGCGUCUCUGUCACUGAUACAGGAUUAAGAUAGCACUUUAAGUAAGUGAGGAUGAUGAUGGUGAGCGACGACUGUCUGGUGGAGUGUGAGAUCGAUGACAGUGAUGAGGACGAGGGAGAACAGAGAAACACUCCUCCACCUCCUCCUCCUCCAGAGUUUGCAUCCAAAGCCCCGACUCCAGCGCCCAAACCUCCGACCCCUCCCUCAACCCCUGCUACGCCAACACCCACCCCCACCCUCAGCCCCACCCCCACCUAUCCUGUCAACAGGGACCCUUAUGGCAUCAACCAGCACCUAAAGGUGGAGGUUAGUGACGUACUGGCGGAGCCCGCCACACCUCGUAGCAUAGACCAAGUGUGGCUUUACAGUGUUGUUGGCUUCGAGAGGGCUCGUAUCUGGACGUACCGCUGCCUCUCCUUGCUGUUUGCUGUGCCCUUCGCUCUCCUGUGUGGUAUUUUCCUGGCCAUUCUUGCCUGUCUACAUGUCUGGUUUGUGGUGCCUUGCAUACAGCUGAGCAACACCUUCCUUCCAUGCCUGCGGUCCUUGUGUAUGUGUGCUGUGAAUGUUUUCAUCUCUCCCUUCUGCACGUCUCUCGCUCUCUGCUGCAGUCAAAUAGCCAUUUCACUGUCGAACAAGGACUGGCAUCCAAUGAGAGAGAAAGAGGCCGUAUGAAUGUGAGAAAUAUCGAGUGAUACUGAGUGACCGAGUGAAUGACUGAGUGUGAGAAAGAGUGAGAGAAUUUUGGUUAAAUUUGCUUGCAUCUUUUUGAGGUUUUUGAUUGGCACAGUUCUACAGCUUAAUGUUAAUGCUAUUUGAUAUAUUUUCUACACGUAAAGCCAAUUCAUACAAAUUAUUAUUAUUAUUAUUAUUAUUAUUAUUAUUAUUAUUAUUGUCAUUAUUGCAGUUUAUUUUACACUGACUUCAGAUGUAAUUCUGAGAAAAUGUUAUCAAGUUAUCAAUAAAAUAAAUGUCCUUAAAUAAGUUCUUUAAGCAUUUGUUUUGUUUUGUUUUGUUUUGUUUUACCAAAUAGACUAUGUGAAUGUCUUUUGCACCCACAGAUCAGUCUGGAAUAACUUUGAAUCAAUCAAUCAGUAAAUACUAGCUAGCAGUCAUUUUCCAGAAAUUGGAAACGUACAAUUCUUCUUCAAAGUAAUUUAUCAAGCAAAAAAAUUCAUUCAAAUUCAUUUGCUGCUUCCAACUUUAUCGGUUUGCUACUUUUCUUGACCAAGAGUGAUCAAUUAAUUGCAAAAAGAAUGUAUUAAUUCAUCCAUUAAUCAAUCAUCAAUGACGAAAUUAGUAUUUACCAACCUUAAUAAAUUAUGUGUUUCUUUCUGAUGUAUACUGCAUUGUUGAUUUGAGUUGUUGAAA
This is a messenger RNA of Dicentrarchus labrax (European seabass), 1562 nucleotides long. RefSeq names its product caveolin 4b (gene cav4b). Gene Ontology annotation, molecular function: molecular adaptor activity. The record is from RefSeq and is a predicted model, not a curated record. Bases 246 to 866 code for a protein of 206 amino acids. The transcript is spliced from 4 exons. Lineage: Eukaryota; Metazoa; Chordata; Actinopteri; Moronidae. Gene Ontology annotation, cellular component: caveola. Gene Ontology annotation, biological process: caveola assembly.